AGUUUUUGUGCAAUAAUAAUGAUACAAUAAAUUAACAAAAUCUUAAUUGGUUUAUGUGAAAAUGAUUAAUUGAACGGUAAUUAUUAAUCGAGCAAGCCUGGGCGUAAGUCUGCUCAAAUGAAAGGAUUAUUAUUGAAGGAUAUUCCUCAAAACAACAAUGGAAAUACUGGUGACGAAUCUUAUCAACAACAAAUUGACAAAUCAAAUUUGGGUAACCCGACAAAAGCGAAUCAAAAUAACCAGCGCAAUGUUCAUGAACCAAGUUCUCCUCCAUUGUACCCACCAAGACCUCUGGAUCCGAUAAUAAGAUUUUUGCAAGAACAACAUCAGUUGAUGUUAGCUGGUUUGCAUGCUGAGAUUGAGUCUCUAAAGAAGAAAAAUACAGAGCUCCAGUUUCAAUUGGUUUUCUCCAAAAAUAAGACAAACGCCCCUUGCAGCAUUCCUUCGUCUCCGGAAGAUGAUUCUAAAUCUCAGAUUUCUUUAAGCCCAAAAGAGAUCAAUGAAUCGCCGCUUCAAGUUGAGCUUUUAGAAAAAGAGUUAUCGGAAACUAAAUUGUCUCUACAACAUGCGAACACAAGAAGUGCGUGUUUGGCCGCUUUGGUCGACGAGCAGAAUAAAAAAAUCGAAGCAUUACGAGCUACAGGCUCCGAAGAAAAAGAUCCUGAUCCAGAUUUGCAACAUGCUUUGCAGGAAUCUGAGAGACUUGUGAGAUGCUUGCGCAGAGAAAACGACGAACAAAGAAGAGAGUUAGCUUCCUUAAGGGCCGCAGUGGCUGGUCAGGAGAAUGCAAAUCAAAAUCAAGCUUGCGCAAGCAAUGGACGUGGCCAACGUGGAAGAAAUCAACCUAAUGCAAGAAACAACGCAGGAAACAACCGCAAUAUGGGCAAUCACCAAUCAGGAAGACAAGGUGGUCACCAAUAUGAACAACAACGAUUUCCAAGACUUCCUACACAAAACUUCUGGCACCAAAACGGAAAAAUGGACGAGAACGAGAAAUCGGAUCCAAAUUUUCAAGGUGCAUUACAAGAAGCUGAACGAGUAGUCAGAUGUCUUCAAAGAGAAAAUGAUGACCAGAGAAGAGAAUUAGCAACAUUAAGGGCUGCUCUUGCUGGUCAAAAUCAACCCGGUGGCAGUACACAACGCAGUCAGCGCGGAAAAAAUCCAGCAAAUCCUCGAAACAAUAGUGGAAAUAAUCGUCAUCAGACUGGAAGGCAGGGCGGACACCAAUACGAACAGCAGCCAAGAUUUCCUAGAUUGCAAUCACAAAGCUUUUGGAACCAAAGAGGCCAAGAUUUUGGGAACUCGGAGAGAUAAAUUAGAAGAACUUUUAGAACAUCUAAUUUAAGUAGAAAAUUGCUCAAAUAACUGCGAUCACUGUGUUGUAUCCAUGAUAAUAUUGCUUGCAUUAAUUAUUUCAUAUGUAUUCAUAUUGCACUCAUGUUAUCAAUCAGAUUAAUAAUUAAAUUCUAUUUAAUAUAGAAACGUAUACUGAAUAACUAACAACUGAUCAAUAUUAAAGUACAGUUUCCUUCACUGAAAUACAAUAAA
Messenger RNA from Ctenocephalides felis (cat flea), 1548 nucleotides. RefSeq lists its product as uncharacterized. The record is from RefSeq and is a predicted model, not a curated record. The transcript has 8 exons. Lineage: Eukaryota; Metazoa; Arthropoda; Insecta; Siphonaptera; Pulicidae. Bases 118 to 1314 code for a protein of 398 amino acids.